Sinocyclocheilus grahami is the source of this 2309-nucleotide messenger RNA. RefSeq names its product NXPE family member 3-like. The transcript is spliced from 7 exons. NCBI's taxonomy places the organism in Eukaryota, Metazoa, Chordata, Actinopteri, Cypriniformes, Cyprinidae. The coding region runs from base 209 to 2023 and encodes 604 amino acids. The record is from RefSeq and is a predicted model, not a curated record.
AAUACCUCUCGUGGAAAAGUUGUAGCUAUUAUUUCAUGAGCCAGUGCUUGUUGUAGUCGAAUUAGUAGUACAGCCAUAUAACCCCAGAGAGAGUAGGUGGGUCUACCAACUGCAGGGGGAAAAACACAAAAAAACCCAGGAGACAAAACGACACGUAUGAAGACAGGCUGAAACGCAUACACACAGAAUUAAAAACAAAAAGCACCAAAUGGAUGAAAUGACAUGCUUUCAAAAACAUGCCUUAAAAAAAUCGGACUCUAAAACUCGGGAACAACACUUUCACAGGGAAAGAUCGUGGUUAAGGAAGCUUUUUACUGGGCUUUUUCUACUGGUAGUCACGUGUUUGCUGGUUAUAUGGUCUUAUAUGGGAAAUGAAAGAAAGAAACACCCUUCACCCAGCUUUUUGUCUCAGCACUGUGCAGGACUCCAGAACUCUGCAAACUCCGGCUCUCCUGCAGGAAUCAAUUCAGAAGUCUCAGAAAAGUCUCAGUCAUUAAUAAACUCUUUUUACUCUGAAUUUGGAAUCAGUUUAGAUGGCUACUCCAGGUUACAGCAGGCUGUUUACUGGGCAGAUCCUGACAGAUCGAUCACAAAUGUGUCCAUGAGUACUAGUCCAGCCCACACCACAUUCAUCAUUGAGAACCUGAAAGAGAGCUACCAAACUGGUGAGGAGCUUUUUGUUACGGUGCACGCAAAUGACUUUGAUAAUAAAUCUAAGAGUUAUGGAGGUGACUUUUUUCAAGCCAAGCUGUUCUGGUCUAAAACUAAGGCCAGUGUGUUUGGGGAGGUGGUGGACCUGCUCAACGGCUCCUACUCUGUGCGUUUCCUCCUGCCGUGGGUCGGCGAGGCCCAGGUGGCUGUGCGUCUAAUUCACUCCAGUGAGGCUGUGCAGGUCCUCAAGCGUCACAGAGAUACUGACUCUGACAGGGUGUACUUUCAUGGAUAUUAUGAGGGACCAGGACCAAAUAAGACCAGGCUGAGUGAAGCAGUGAUGUGUAAUGUUAAGUGGGACAAGAAUGGACUAGAGCAUAUGGGAACUGGAGACUGUUGCUGUGAAUACAAAGAUCCCCGUACCGAAGAAACAUGGCGCUGCCAGAGACCCAAGUCAAUGCCAUGCAGUGCCCUUGUGUACCACUCUAUGGGCGGUUAUAGAAACCGUCUGACUAAUAAAGAGAAGAAGCUUAUGAAGCAAACUAAUAAAGAUAUCAAUGGAGAUAAGAGCAUCAUCAAAAUUGUUCAUUCCCAUGGAAAUGAAACUAUUGAUGUAGCAGAGAAAUGUCAUCCUGGUUUACACACUCCAGUUCCAGCCGGCUUUUACCUCAAUGAUGUGUGGACGUCCUUUGUCUGUAGUACCCAACAUUUUACAACCCAAACGACAACAGAGUGCCUGAAAGACAAACACAUUUACAUGAUGGGAGACUCUACUAUCAGACAGUGGUUUGAGUUCUUUGUGAAAGCAGUACCAAGUAAGAUAAAUAGAUCAGCCCUGAAACAGAUGAACCUGCAUGUCCAAUAUCAGGCAGGGCCGCUCCUAGCAGUGGAUGUGAAGAACAACAUUGACUUACACUGGAGGGCUCAUGGCGUUCCUCUGCGCAGUCAAAAAUCAGCAGUUGCUAAUCUGCACUACAUCAGUAAUGAGAUCGAUGGCCUGGCUGGAGGACCCCACAUGGUCAUUAUGUUUAAUAUGGGGCCCCAUUUCACCACGUACCCUCUGGAUUUCUACACCCAUAGAGUGCUGAGGAUCCGCAAAGCUAUUCUAGCAUUGUUACAGAGGGCGCCUGACACUACCGUUAUAAUCAAGACUGUCAACACUGGCUAUAAGGAUAUUUUCGGGAGUGAUUGGUAUUCUCUACAGUUGGACAGAAUUCUGCGUUGGGCUUUUCAGGAUGUUGGUGUUUAUAUUCUGGAUGUGUGGCAAAUGACGGCCUGUCACUACAGCGAAGAGAACAUUCAUCCAGGCCCUGUAAUCAUCAAAAACGAGAUUGACAUUUUACUCUCUUUUAUUUGCCCCGUAUACAUUUAAAUUAUUCAGUUUUACUACAUUUGAAAAUUCAGGCCAUGUGAAGAAAAACUACCCUGAAAUACUUUGUGAUUGUUUUAAACAAGUGUGCGCUUGUGUACUAAAAACAGAUCACAUAAACACUGGAAUUAAUUGCAGUUGUAUUCCUGCAUCCAUAUGGAUUUGUCACUCCUGAUGCUUAUCUACUAUAGGCAUACUUUAGAUUUUCACAAACCUAACCAAAUAUAUUUAAGAAGUUAUAUUGGAUUAGGUAAAAUGUAAAAAUACAGAUCAAAUAAAUAACUGUAAC